Messenger RNA from Xenopus tropicalis (tropical clawed frog), 2945 nucleotides. RefSeq names its product leucine, glutamate and lysine rich 1 (gene lekr1). The transcript is spliced from 13 exons. Bases 240 to 2576 code for a protein of 778 amino acids. Lineage: Eukaryota; Metazoa; Chordata; Amphibia; Anura; Pipidae. The record is from RefSeq and is a predicted model, not a curated record.
CAGGACCACCACCCUGCUUGACUGGCUUUCCCAUUGCCAUGAGUCAUAUCUUUAGCAGUUCAGUGUGUGUAUACGUCGUCUGUACGUCUGCUUGUGAUGAGCGGCUCACGACUAACCCCGCACAAGAUGCCUAUAGAAGUCCCUCUCCUUGACGUAGACUGAGACGCGCCCAGCCCACUGUGCCGAUACCGGGAACAUGCCGGCAGUUUGAUAAUCAGCAGGCUCAGUGAGAAGCCCACAUGUUAUGUUCGUGUGCUGAAUGGAGCCCUCCCACCACUGGGCUGAGCGCUUUGCACGCAUCGUGUCUCUGUGCUUGGGCUUGCGUGAUAAGGCAGGCUGUCCCGGCUGCACACUGCAUGCAUUUCGUGCUGCCUCACAGCUGCCCUUUGAGCCCUUUUCCUGUGCUUGGGGGAAGAGGAGAGAACAGCAGCCUCCAUUUACAGCCUUGUAUGGCUCCCUCUGUGAAUCCAAUGUCACAGAUAGUCAAGGACAUGGACAGGCACAUCCCAAUGCAUCCGCUACCAGAAGAAAUUCAGAAGAUGCCCCGUGACGAGACUGUGUGCAAGUAUUGCGGUGUCAGCUACUUAAUACUCCACGAGUUUAAAUUGUUAGAAGAAAAAAUGAAGAUGAUGGAGAAAGAGUUGAAGUUUUACCAAGGAAGCAUGGAGCGGGAAAACCAACUUCAAGAUGAUCUUAGGCAUCUGAGGCAAGAACUUGAACAAAACAAGACCGACAUUGAGUUCAAAACCGAAAGACUGAGAAUUGCAUGUGUACAACUGCAGAAAAGAGAAGAGGAGCUGGAAAUCCUUACAAAGGAACUUAGAAACUACAAAGAAGAAGUCAAGGCUGCCCAUAAUCAGCUGCAGAUCUUGGGGAAAGAAACUACUAAACAGCGCUCAUAUCUAGCAGAGACCAUGUCAUUGCUAAGAUCUCUACAGUUGGAACAAACAGCAAUUAAAAACGUUACAAAUGAUACUUUAGUAAAGUGGAUAUCUGUUAGAAAAGAGCUUAAUGCCCAAGUAGAAGAAAUAUCCAGAUCACAUACAGCAGAAACAAUGAGCCUUAAUGAAUGUCUUGAGGCAUCAGAGAAAGAAAAGUCUACCUUACAGAACCUAGUGAGCAAUCUACAAGCCAAAUCAGAUUCUCUUCAGUCAACAUCUCAGCAACUCUUAGCUUCACGUGAGAGUGAGAAGGAGCUGAAAAACAGAUGUCAUGAGCUGCAGAUGCAGGUGCUUGAUCUGCAGCAACAGAAGGAAACUGCACAACUGAAUCUACUAAACUUGACUAAAGAAAGUAACCAGCAAAAGGAAACUGCUCUUACAAAAUCAAAGGAAAUGAAUGAUCUCCUCACCAGACUUCGCAGAAUGGAGUAUGAUAAGGACACAGCCGAACUUAGACUCACUAAGGAACUAAAAGAGAAAGAAGAUUCCCUGGCACAAUUUCAAGAAAAGGGUCUGCAGUUACAGGAAGUUCUUGCUGAGAAAGAACGUGCAGAAGAAAAUUGCAAAAGAAGAACUCAGCGCUUAGAGAGCGAACUGGAAACCCUGAAGGAAGUUUUAAAGCAGUCGCAAGAAGAAAUUGCAGCUUUGCAACAUGAAAGAGAACUGAAGUUUGUUUCCUAUCAGAACAGAAUUGAGCAGCUGCAGGAUGCCCUCAGGCAAAGAAUCUUGAGUAAUGAUAGCAGGGAUGCAAAGUUGGAAGCAGAGCUGGAGAAUGAACGCAAUAAAUAUUUAAGAAAACUUGAAGAAACAGAGCAAAAAUAUAAGGAAGAAGCAAGUGUGGAAUUGAAUAUUGAAAGACAGAAGAAUGAAGAAUUAAUUAAAAAACUCCAAAAACAGCAACAGGAACUGGAAGAAAAGAUCCCCAUGCUGAUAUGCCAGGCUUCAGAGGAACUAACCAUAGAGAUAAACUUGCUAGAGAAGAAGCUACAGGAGGCUCAGACCAGACUAGCAGAAAGAGAUCAAGCAAAGGAAUCUGAAACUGGAAACUUGAAAAAGAUGAUUUCUGAGCUGGAGCAUAGCUUAAAGCGAGAGCAAAACAAAAAUAACUUUGUUCUUGAAGAAGCAAGGAGCGAAUUAUAUGUAAAAUCGGAAAAACUGAAUGAACUCACACAAAACAUAGAUGAGCUAAGACUUCAACUUGACAAAGUAAUACAAGAGAACUCGUUCCUUAAGGAAACCGUGCGCUUGGAGUGUGAAGAACGCUAUGAGCUCACAGAGGCAUUGACACAGGCCAGAGAACAGCUUAUUGAGCUGAAACGAGUAAAUGGAAGUCUUUCAUUAUCCCAGAGAACUUUCCAUUCUGAUAAGGCUGUUCUUUCCAGCACUCUAGCCAGCCCAGGUCAGAAGCAUUCACUAGGUAUAUCAUCCACUGUGCCAGCCAAGCUCACCAGCCUUCUGGGAUCCUAUGCACCGGGGACAGGGAUCACCUCUAGUAUGAACAGACAUGGACAGAGCGGCCACAGGAGUUUUCCCUUGUUACCAUCGCCACCUCCAGCAAAGGAGAGAGCAGCAUCUGUCACUGAUGUGAGACAAACAAUAACUGCAGUUCUUAGAAGGAAUUCUACUCAGCUGUGAUGGGGAAAGAGUAUUUUACAUUUUUUUUGCAUUUUGCUUUCUGGACUCACCUGCAGCGUCACAAAGCAAGGCCUUUUCUUCGACCUUGGGGUUAAGUAAUGAUUAAGUACUGCAGAAUCCUCUCAGUAGUUCAUGGGAUAUUUCUACAAUUAUUUCUCUCAGUAUCAGCCAUGAGUGCAGAUCCCUAAAGACUAUGGAUCAGAGAAAGGACAGUUAUUUUAUAAUAUAUCUAUGCACACUGAAGCUGGGGAAUUUCCACACAGAGGUGACAGAUGUAUUUUGCGGUUUGUUUUGUUCUCUUUAAAGAACUGUUGGCUGAAAUUCAAGGGAGUUGUUUUUAUUUUGUAAAAAGAACGGUGUUUCUCUAGA